Molecule: messenger RNA, 5504 nt
Organism: Patella vulgata (common limpet)
Lineage: Eukaryota; Metazoa; Mollusca; Gastropoda; Patellidae
Product: cilia- and flagella-associated protein 45
Exons: 10
Coding region: 120-1799 (559 amino acids)
Source: RefSeq, a predicted model, not a curated record
CUAUAGCAACCGGUAUAGUAAAUAAUGAGCUGAGAUUGACAACACAAAGUCAGUGCAUUUCGAUCAAGUAUUUGUGCCUAGCAUUCGCUUCUAAGUAGACUAACUGAUCAACAUCCAACAUGCCAGGCAGUGCCAUCUCUGCCGGAAGUAGUUCAGCUUCGUCUGCUACACGUCGUGCUAAAACACGUCAAUAUCGAGUUGUGAGCCAUCAUUCUCAAGUGGAUGAAACUUUAUUUGGAGAAUCGGAUCAUGUCACAAAGAGAAAUGAAAUGUUGAAAGAUAAGUGGGCAAAUGGCGGAACAGAUAUCCAAAAGCAAGCCAAUGAAAGAAAUAUAAGACGAAAGAGUGGAGGCAGAAAUGGCAAAAAUAAUCGUGAAACAGUUCAAGUUAUUACUAAAGAUUUAAUUAGAAAUUUAGUUGUACCUACAGAAGAUCCAAGUGGACAGAGCAUGGUGAUGUCACGAUCAGAUUAUUAUCGCAUUUUACAGGCGGCUCGGGUUUAUUCUAAAGAAGAAAAACAAGCUCAGUUAGAGAUGUUAAAAAGACAAAAAGAACAAGCCAUGGAUGAUGCCCAAGAAAGGAAGAAUUUUAUGAAAUCAAAAGAUUUAAAUCGGCAGAAAAAUGAAAAGUUAAAUGAAUUGGAAGUGGAAGCCAAAGAGAAAUCUGAGCAUUUAUUGGCAAAAGCUAACGAUAUGAGACAGGAGCAGGAAGAUGAAAUUAAACAUUUAAAUGAAUUGAUAUUAAAUGCUAAAUGUCAUGCCAUAAGAGAUGCCCAGAUAGUAGAAAAGAAACAUAUCGUUGGAGAAAUGUCAGAAGAGGAGAAGCGAUUGGAUAAGAUGAUGGAGGUAGAUCGACAGAAUGGCAUCUUGAUACAAGAAGAAAUUGAGAAAAGGAGGAAAGAAGAACAGCUAAUUGGUGCCGCUAAAUUAAUGGAGCAAAUUCAAGAAAAUGAACAAGAGCAUUUGUUUGAAUUAGAACGUAAAGAUCAGGAAAAUAUGCACAUGCAGAAAUACAUCGAAAAACUCAUGAUAGAAGAUCAUGUUAGUCUGGAGAAGAAAAAACAUGAACAGUCAGCUCUACGGGAAGAGUUAAAUAAAGCUAAUGAUGAAAUUUUACGUCGUAAAAUCACCAAGAAGGAUCAAGAGAAGAUGGAAGAAAUCAAAGUUAUUGAAUACCAGAAAAAGAAAGCGGAACGUGAAGCGGCAUAUGAAUUAGAACAAGAAAGAGUUCGUUUGGAGAAAGAGCGUGAAGUUGCCAGACUACGAACAUUACAGGAACGUGCUCGUGAUGAACAGUCUGAGCGUGAUGCUCUUCGCGCUAAACGUGCUCAGGAACAGACAGAAAGAGAAUGGAGAAAGAAGGAACGACAAGUUGCCCAGAGGAAAGCAGACGUAGAGGCCAGUCUGAAAUUAGCCCGAGCCAAUCAAAUGAAUGAGAAAGAACAUUAUCUGGGUGUACAAGCUCAACGUGAACGAGCUGAGUUUGAACGUGUUCUCCAAGCCCAGAAAGAAUUAUUAGAAAAAGAGAAGCUUGAAGAGAUAGAACUACAAAAACGACGUCAUGUACAUGCUGAUGAUAUCCGUAAUCAGAUACAGACCAAGGAGAAACAGAGGAUAGUUGAAAGGAACCUCUUCUUCGAGGAAGGUAUUAAACUGGAUGUGGAGGCGCGACAACGUCGACUGAAACUUGAAGAGGUUAAACGUCGUAAAUUAGAGGAACUAAGGUCUGCUGGUAUACCAGAGAAAUAUUUGGCACAAGUGGAAAGAAAAGUUAAUCAGCCCCAACACAUAACAACAUAAAAACACAGAUCACAAAAAAAAACAUUUCACAUCAAAAUUACCUUUAAAAAAAACUAUUAAUCAAACUUUACUGAUGUAAAGAAUCUUCUAAAUUUACUGUGUUAUGUUGCCGAGAUCAAACUGGAAUGUCUUGCAGGAGGUCUGGACAUAUUGUUUUAUUUUCCUUAUCUAUAAUCAUUACUUCGAACAGAGAUAACUGCUUCACGAAUCAAAGAAGAAUCGAAAUUUGAAAUGUUAAUUUCUUGAUGCUAUCUGAAAUCGUACUAUGAUUGAAGUCAUUCCCUCAUCUUGGUCCUCCCCUCAGACACUGUGAGUUCAUGGGCAAAUCCGUUAUUUUAAUUUGUGUCUGGUUGUUGUAUACUGAGGAGAUGGCGAUGAUGGGUUUCUUCGCUCAUACCGAUUGAAAAAAACUAUCAGGUCUGUAGAGUUUUUUUUAGUGAAAAAGCUUUUCCUUUGAGAAAUAAAUGAGUCAAAUUAAAUCAGCAUUAUUUAAUAUAACACUUCCAUUUAUAUAUUUAUCAACUUUGUUUCUCCAUGUUUAAUCCUCUUUGGUCCCACACGCACUGAUAUACAUGGCCGUGGUCAUGUUUUACAUAGAACUGACCCACCUAUUAUGUAAAUAUUAUAAGAUAGAAUAAGUAUAUAAUGUAGAUUCUAUUCCAGGUUUUUGUGAUAUGUAAAUAGCAGAUUUAAUAUUAUUUGUAUAUAGAAUAAGUCUUAAUAUUUAUUUUAACCUCAUUUUUAAUUCAAAAUGAAUAACAAUUUGUCAAUGACAAAAAUUAGAAACCAAUUUUAUUAGUAAACAUACAUUUAUUUAUUUUUUUUCCAUGGUUUUAAUUUUAGAAAAAAAGGAUACAUUUUUAGAGAAAGAUUCUUAAAGAAUAUUAACCAUGAACUUAUUAUUUUUACCUUAAUUCAGUGUUUUAAGAUAAUAACAAAGCUCUUCAGCUCAUAAACUUUCGAUACUUGUAAUUUGGUCCUAAGUCAGAUUAUUAAAUGUGAAAUUGUAAAUGCCAUCAGGCUGGGUUUCUCCCUGACCUGUCAUUACAGACAGAAGUGACUUUCCAUAAAAAUGGGGUUCUAGGACAAUCCCUGUUAAAACAAAAACAUUUUAUUUUACUGAAUGAGAAAUUUAGAUUGAGGUAAACCUGAAUGUUCUGUCCAAAUUUGAUGCUGUUGAAAUUUAAAAAAAAAAAAUCAAUCUUGCUAUAUCUGUUUUGGAACAAUUUGUGAAUCUAUACAGGAGCUUUUGAUUCCUAAAACAGGAUAAUAUUUUGUUUAACAGUACAUAUAGGAUGAUAUCGAUCUGUUAUACUGUAAUAGUGACAAAUAUAUUUUAAUAACGGUUAUACAUUAACAUGAAAUUGUAUCAUAAUACAGUAUUAUUGCCCCGGGCACCUAAACCUGGUGAACACUCUGCAGGUCAGAAUCUUUAAGUAGUUUUUUUUUUCAAAUUGGCUGGGGUCUUGUAUAAAACCCCAUUUGUUUGGCGCAAUACAGCCCUGUUGGAGCUAAUGUGCCUUAAAACUAACAUUUCAUUCAUUUCAAACUUGCUGGAAUUGUUGGAUCACACAUGAACCAUAUCGAAACACAGGGCGGAACAACAAAACUUGAUAAAAUCCUGUCUUUUUUUUAAAUUUUUUUUCAAACAUGCUGGAAAUACUGGUCACCCAAACCUGGUAAAACACUCUACAUGUUCAAAUUUCUUAAAAGAAAAAAAAACAAUUUUCAAACUUGUUGGGAUUGUCUGAAUACAUAAACAUGAACCAUAUGAAAACUCAGGGUCAGGGUAAAAUAAACCUGGUAAACACUCUGCAGGCCAGGGCCAGAGUUUUUAAGAUAAACUUGCUGGGAUUAUUUGAGUAUAGAUAUUUGUUUAAAACAUGCCGUUAUUAUUUGAGUAUAGAGAUUUUUUUUAAAACUUGCUGGGAUUAUUUUAGUAUACAUACUUAUUUACUUUGAACUUAAACCACAAACAGUUGACUUAAACCCAGUGUAAGAUCUGUUGAUGGAUUAAAGUGUUGAAUUAAUCAGAUAAGGCAAUUAAAGAGUAAUUUUAGUAAAUAAAAUUAUAUUUAACUGUUUGUUAGCUUAAUUAACAGUUUAAUCCUAUCAAUAAAAAUGAUUUUCGCGGAGUUUUAAGUUGGCUGUUUGGUGGGUAACGUUCAUAGUAUAUAAGUUAGUUAGAAACGUGAUAACAAUAAAAUCAUUACAAGUGACCAGUUCUUCACAAAAACAUUUGAGAUUAUGGUUUUGAUCUGCCACUCAGUGGAAUACAUAAUGAUAGAACAAGACUUUGUCCCCAGUGUAAAAUGUUGACUAGUUUUAUAAUAGUAGAAUUACCCAAAGUUUUAAUACGAGUAAUAAAUAACUACUUUUGUUUUCUUAAAUGUAAGUAUUUUCAAAAAUGUAUUUAAAAACAGAUAUGGAUGAUUGUUAAUGGGAAUAUAACAUUAAGAAUGAUAAGAUAGUGCCAUCUUGUAUAAUGAAAUGGUUUUCCAACAUGGGAAUUACAAUAUUCUAUUACGGAACUCUAUAUAUACUGGUAUAUAGCACAUUCCCUUGCAUUAUUUUUAUAAACAUUAUUUUUAGUCAUUCUAUUACAGGUUUGGGGUCAUGAAUUUUUUUAAAACUUGUUAGUAACUUUUAAGCCAUGCAUUUAGUAUUUGGAGAGUUAUUGCAACUGCCAUUGACUCUUUUUUUUUUGAGAAAGUUUUUCAAAUUUGCUUAGAUUAUUUAUCUAGUAAUAAUGAUGAAAUGACGAUAAAUGUGCAUCAAAUUUACUUGCAGUUAUAGACCAUGUCAUCAAAGCCUUGAUAGUUUGUGGGGAUUUUUUCGAACUUGCUGGAAUUGUAUUGCAUCCAUUAUUUACACUAGUUAUUUUCCUUCCUACUGAAGGCUUGUUAUUAUCAAGAGACUAGAGCGUUUUUGUUUUUUUCAAAUUCUACAAGGGGACACAUCAUUGGAUGUGUCUGAAAUUUUAAUAGAUUUGUAUAGCUUGGACAACUAAGUUGUGUCUGGCAACCUGACCAGAAGAAAUUAUUAACAUUUCUUUUAAAAACAAUAAUUCAAACAGGCAGUGUUAGGUCAAAAAUUGAAGUCAUGUUUAUUUUUAUACCAAGUUGUCAGGGAUCAGUUUGUGAACAAGUACAUCAGAUAGUUGACAUUUAUUAAAAUUAAGUUUUGGUAUGAGGUUAUAUCUUCAUACACAUAUCACUACUAAUUUUCUGUAAACUAUAGUUGUCCUAGAAUAAAACAAUGUUGAUAUUUAUAAUACAUGUAAACUAUUCCCGUCCUAGAAUAAAACAAUGUUGAUAUUUAUAAUUUACUGUGAACUAUUCCCGUCCUAGAAUAAAACAAUGUUGAUAUUUAUAAUUUACUGUGAACUAUUCCCGUCUUGAAUAAAACAAUGUUGAUAUUUAUAAUUUACCUUAAACUAUUCCCAUCCUAGCUUAAAACAAUGUUGAUAUUUAUAAUUUACUGUGAACUAUUCCCAUCUUAGAAUAAAAAAAUGUUGAUAUUUAUAGUUUACUGUGAACUAUUCCCGUCCUAGAAUACAACAAUGUUGAUAUAUAUAUAUAUAUAUAAUUUUACCAUAUUUUGUUCAUAUCCUACAAUAUAUUAUUAGGUCUUAUUUCAAUCUGAUCACCAUUGUAAUAACUUCCUGUAUCGAUGAAUGCAGUGAUAAUAAAUUAUUAUUAUACA